Messenger RNA from Mycena indigotica, 828 nucleotides. RefSeq lists its product as uncharacterized. The coding region runs from base 1 to 828 and encodes 275 amino acids. The record is from RefSeq and is a predicted model, not a curated record. NCBI's taxonomy places the organism in Eukaryota, Fungi, Basidiomycota, Agaricomycetes, Agaricales, Mycenaceae. The transcript is spliced from 7 exons.
AUGCCCUCCUUCACCAAGCUCUUCACUCUCUUCCUCUGCACCGCCAUCCCUACUGUACUCGCGACACCUACACCCAAACCUCCUGUCCUCAAUUCGUUGCCUGCCGACUGUACCAUGAACCAUGGCUUCGAAGUUUGCCACGGAAACAGAGCUGGUGCUUCUUCGGAAUCCCUCUCUGCUCGAGGCUUAACUAACGCUCAACGUCUCGCCCGUGGUCUACCUCUCAAACCACCCACUCGUCGCGCUUCUGCUCGUAGGGCAACAACCUCGCCUUCACCUGUUGCUCGAGGAUACAUCCAAGUGGUUGCGCUUGACCGCGAUGGCAAUUCGAAUGACGUGCUCGGGUUUGUUUCAAGAAACAGGUACCAGAACGCGCAAUACCUCAUCCAACCAGCGAUCGAUGAUUCUGCAUUACUUGUCACGAGCGAUGGCCCCUAUCUGAUUUUGGACAACGACCCCUCGCCUCAUCGUUUCGUCGGUCUUGUGCAAGGCCGUGAAGAUGACUCGUCUACUUUGGCUGAAGGAAGCUCCAACUAUCUGUAUCUCGCUGCGAGCGACCAGACUUCCUCGGGUUCAUCACCUCAAAGUAUUGGCAAUGCCAUCAAUGACGCUUACAGUGGAUCAUUUACGGCAGAGAGUGCAGUGUGGACGCUCGAUCCAAUCACUCAUAGACUGGCGGCGCAGUGGACCAAUACAGACUCAUCGCGUGCACCGACCUUGGCGUUCACGCAAGGUUCCGCAAUCUACUUCACGGCCGACUUGAACGCCUUCCAACAAGCGCACUCAGCCCCGAUUCAGAGAAUAGCCUUUGUGUUCAUCACAAUUUGA